GAUUGCAGAAAGUGUUUGAUCGUCCAAUAUGAAACAGUACCUGGUGCUUGCCCUCGUCUUUGCGGCCAUUCUGGCCAUGAUCAGCGGCCAUCCUCUGGAGGAACAAAAGAUCACGCUGGAAGAUGCUGAAGCACAGCCGGGAAUCGAUGAUGGCACUGGAGUUAGGGCCGCUCGUCACUUUGGCGGCGGCUUUGGCCGCGGAGGAUAUUGCUGUGGAGGAGGCGGUGGCUUCCGGCGCGGUGGUUUCGGUGGCGGUGGUUACGGUGGCGGUGGUUACGGUGGCGGUGGCUAUCCAGGUGGCGGCUUUGGCGGAUAUCCCAGAGGUGGAUUUGGCGGCGGCAGUGCAUCAGCAUCGGCGUCAGCUUCAGCCAGUUCCAGUUGGGGACGUAAAUAAAAAUAGUUAAUCACUGUAAUUGAGGCGAAAAUAGAAAAAAGUCAAAAAAUGAAAAC
Molecule: messenger RNA, 450 nt
Organism: Drosophila melanogaster (fruit fly)
Lineage: Eukaryota; Metazoa; Arthropoda; Insecta; Diptera; Drosophilidae
Gene: Listericin
Product: listericin
Exons: 1
Coding region: 29-394 (121 amino acids)
Source: RefSeq, marked reviewed